Molecule: messenger RNA, 1421 nt
Organism: Daphnia carinata
Lineage: Eukaryota; Metazoa; Arthropoda; Branchiopoda; Diplostraca; Daphniidae
Product: sialate:O-sulfotransferase 2-like
Exons: 4
Coding region: 37-1254 (405 amino acids)
Source: RefSeq, a predicted model, not a curated record
UUCGUUCGUGACUGGUAUCCAAAAAAAAAAAAGACAAUGCGACUCGUUUCGAUUCGCCGUCAUUUGCAUUACUUUUCCACAUUCGCCAUUGUUUCUUGCUGUUACGUCAUGUUGCAUAAAACGUCUUCGAAGAACGACGCUGACCGCAGUCAGCCAGAGCAGCAAUUAGUGGACGUUAAACAUGAAGUGCCUUUUCAAUCGGAAGUUCAAGUAUUGCCUUAUCCAAGGCCUGCUACCAAUUUAGAAGUACAACAACCUGUGACAGAUAUCGUGAUAGAAAAAAUCGAUAGGAUCGUAAAUUUACCAGAGAUGGGAGCACCGUCCACUGACCCAAACAGAACGCUCAACUGGCUCGAUUUGUGGUCGAAUGAUACAUUUUGCAAUCAGUUCUCUGUUCAUCUUCUUGAAGAGAACAGUGUCCAACCUCGGGCUUUGGUGUCUUUCCCUGGAAGCGGAAACACUUGGUUGCGUAUGUUGUUGAUGGGCGUGACUGGGCUGUACGUCGAUACCAUCUAUCCGGGCGAUGAACUUUUCAUAUCCAAAGCUGGGAGCACGUACGAAUUAAACAAGGACUGCAAUUGUUCGUUGCUACAGAAAACUCACGACCUGUCGCUGUUUUCGGUGAUUUACAACAUGGCAAUAGCCAACAAGUCGACUGAGCAAAGGAUCCAUCAGGAGGUUGAUCAAUUCCGCGGAGAUGGAAUCCUCGUUAUUCGCAAUCCCUUCAAAGCCAUCUUGUCCUAUCGCAAUUUUGCCUUCGGUGGAAACAUGGCCGGCCUGGCUCCAGUCGAAGCUUUUUCUCAAGGACUUGAACCCGUUCGAAUUGGAAACCGGAAGAUAUCCACGUGGGAUCAGUUUGUCAGCCGUUGCGUGGCGAGUUGGGAAAUGUUGGCAACGGUCUGGAUCAGAGGAUUGAAACGCGGAGGCGUCGUCUACUACGAGAAACUGCGUCGGGACACGGGCCCGCAGCUGUUGCGGAUGGCCGAGAUGUUGGGCAUUCCGAACGUGAAUAAAGAUCGAUUAGAUUGCGUUCUACGUCACAAUCAGGACAACACGUUCAAACGAAGUGAAUCUGGCCCGAAGAAUUAUCCAAAGAAUCCAUUCACGGAGAGCCAACAUUUGCUGAUAUUGAAAUCCAUUGAAAGCGUUCAACUGGCAUUGAAAGAACGAGGACUCGACCCGUUACCUGUCGAGAUGUACGAUUUCUACACGCCAAUGUACCAGUAUGGUCAUUCGAUCGGCUCUUCCCUGUGAUUGCAUUUUUAUUUGUCAACCUGGAAUAUUCUAUAUUCUAUCACUAACUGCUGAUGAAUUGAAGCCUGUUGUUCAACCUAAAGUAUUGUAAAAGUGCGACCAGUUGUUGUGUAUUCUUUCAUCUCUGAUUUUGAUGUGAUAUUCAAAAAUUACACGUCUUAUAAAGA